AAGCAGUCCCCACAAAAGAGAACAUAAUAUCAUAGAAAGAGAGAGAAACCAAAGAGAGAGAGUCUGUGAAAAAUGGGAAGAGCUCCUUGUUGUGACAAAGCAAAUGUGAAGAAAGGUCCAUGGUCACCAGAAGAAGAUUCAAAGCUCAAAGAGUACAUAGAAAGAAAUGGAACUGGUGGAAACUGGAUUUCUCUUCCUCAAAAAGCUGGUCUAAGAAGAUGUGGAAAAAGUUGCAGAUUAAGAUGGCUUAACUAUUUAAGGCCAAACAUCAAACAUGGAGAAUUUUCAGAUGAUGAAGACAGAAUCAUUUGCACCCUUUAUGCUAAUAUUGGAAGCAGGUGGUCAAUUAUUGCUGCACAGUUACCUGGAAGAACUGAUAAUGAUAUCAAAAACUACUGGAACACAAAACUCAAGAAGAAGCUCAUGAGUUUUCUUCCUCAAUCUCAUACCUCACUCUUACCCUAUCAAAACCCUAAUUCAUUUCCUUCUCAACAUUGCACUUCAUAUUACAACCAAAUUUCACAACCAAACACAUCCUUCACCACAAGCCUUGAACCAAUCUCUCUUCCAUUUUACCAUAACCAAGACUCCUUGCUCAGUGGUGCUAGUCUUAGCACUAAUACUAGUAGUAUAAUAACUUCCAUGCAAUAUCAUCAUCCUAUGAGAGAGAGUUUUGCCAUGUUUGGAAGUGAGGGAAGUUGUUGCAGUUCAUCAGAAGGAAGUUUUGGGAAACAAGAAGAAAUAAUGGGGUUUCAGAAUCUCAUGCAAAGUAACAGCAUGAUCAAUCUGAGUCAAGGAAGUGAUGUUAACCAAUGGGAAAGUGAAACAGAAAAAGUGAACUUAUGCUUUAGUCAAAAUCAGAAGCAAAUUCUUCCAAGUUCUUUAGGGUAUGAUCUUGAGUAUAUUAAGCAGUUAAUUAGUAGUGAUAAUGGUUACUUGAGUAUUGAUGAAAACAAGACUGAAGAGAAGGGUAUGUACUACUACUACUGAACUAAAACUGAUGAGUGUACUGUACUGACUUGGAAGUAAAAUCAGAAAGAUAUGUUGCAGUCUGUGAGAGGUAUGGUUGUAUGGAGAAGAUUCAGAAAAGACUUUUAGAUUAUUAUUUUUAUUAUUAUUAUGGGAUUCUGUGUUUUUUCAUGAAAUUUAGUAUUAGACAUUUCUUGUUUUAUUAGUACAUGUUAUGUUAUAAAUAUAACCUUCUUUUGUAUUCAAUGUAGAAACCUUUUAGCUACUAAUUAAUGUUAACCAUCAUUUUAGAUUUUUAUUAUAAAUAUAUUUUCUCCGAGCAAAUUUCAGUGAAUCCGAUAUCAAUGAAUCCGAUUUCAAAGAUGCAAGUUCGAACUUGGACCAUGAUCUAAUUCUAGUCAUUAGACUACU
Molecule: messenger RNA, 1380 nt
Organism: Vicia villosa (hairy vetch)
Lineage: Eukaryota; Viridiplantae; Streptophyta; Magnoliopsida; Fabales; Fabaceae
Product: transcription factor RAX2-like
Exons: 3
Coding region: 73-990 (305 amino acids)
Source: RefSeq, a predicted model, not a curated record